Molecule: messenger RNA, 487 nt
Organism: Lutra lutra (Eurasian river otter)
Lineage: Eukaryota; Metazoa; Chordata; Mammalia; Carnivora; Mustelidae
Gene: NDUFB2
Product: NADH:ubiquinone oxidoreductase subunit B2
Exons: 4
Coding region: 72-389 (105 amino acids)
Cellular component (GO): mitochondrial inner membrane
Source: RefSeq, a predicted model, not a curated record
GGGGCGGGGCGCCGGGGGGAAGUGGCGUAAGGCGGCGCGGCCUGAGCAGUGCUCUCGGGACGCGAGCUGGCAUGUCGGCUCUGACGCGCCUGGCGCCUUUCGUUCGCGCUGGAGGCCGGUUGUUCAGAGGCCCCGGCUCGCGGGAGGCUGGAGGCAGUGGAGUUCGUCAUGCCGGUGGUGGUGUGCAUAUCGAGCCGCGGUAUAGACAAUUUCCCCAGCUCACCAAGUCCCAGGUGAUCCAGGCUGAGAUAUUCAGUGGGACCAUGUGGUUCUGGAUUCUCUGGCGUUUUUGGCAUGACUCAGAUGCUGUGUUGGGUCACUUUGCAUAUCCAGAUCCUUCCCAGUGGACAGAUGAAGAACUGGGUAUCCUCCCUGAUGAUGAAGACUGAGCUCUCUGCAAACAGGAGCCAGGUGGGAAUUUCAAGCGUUUAUGGACAUCAUAUUGUACAUGAAAGUUGUAAAAUUAAAGUGUUUGGGUCAACAGUAA